This is a messenger RNA of Chrysochloris asiatica (Cape golden mole), 2010 nucleotides long. RefSeq names its product Leber congenital amaurosis 5-like (gene LCA5L). The transcript is spliced from 7 exons. Gene Ontology annotation, biological process: intraciliary transport. Bases 1 to 2010 code for a protein of 669 amino acids. Lineage: Eukaryota; Metazoa; Chordata; Mammalia; Afrosoricida; Chrysochloridae. The record is from RefSeq and is a predicted model, not a curated record. Gene Ontology annotation, cellular component: axoneme.
AUGUCUUUGGUUGAGACAACAAAAACCAAUCUAGAUGAAUAUUUCCCCGGUGUGGAAUUAGAAAACCACAAGCAAUUUGCAGAAUGUGAGAGGAGCCUGGGCCUGGGUGAUUUUCCCAGGAGCAGCGACACUGCUGAGAAGAGUCUGGAUUUUAGUCAAUCCCUGUGUUCCUGCAGAACUUCAAGUUCUCAUUGUGAUUACUCAGAAGACUUUGUCUCAGAAUGUUCAGAAACAGCUGUCAGUAGAGAUUAUUUGGAGCAGCCUGUGAUAACAGAAAAGAAGGAGCAGAAGAAAAAACAUGUUUCUAGAUUCUCCCAACCUAAAGGCCCUAAGGAAAUCUCAGCUGAAAAAAAGCACAGCUGGAACACAUCAGUUUUAAAUUCUCAAACCAAUGUGAUUACCCAAAGGAGAAAUGCUCUGGCUCAUCGCAUAAUGUCCGCAAGGCUUUGUAAGAUUAAAGAACUGAAAAAUGAUCUAGCUGAUAUACAUCGCAAAUUGGAAGCCACGAUCAUAGAAAAUCAAUUUUUGAAGCAACUGCAGUUCAGGCACUUGAAAGCUAUUGGAAAAUAUGAAAACUCACAGAAUAAUCUUCCUCAAAUUAUUAUUAAACAUCAGAAUGAAGUAAAAAAUCUAAGGCAGCUUCUUAGGAAAUCCCAGGAAAAGGAAAGAACUGUGUCUAGGAAACUUAGGGAAACUGACAAUGAAUUACUGAGAACUAAGGAUGCCUUACAGGCACUGCAGAAACUUGCUGAAGAUAAAAAUCUUGCAGAGAGGGAAGAACUUACUCAAAAUUUAUCUGUUCUCACAACAAAAUUGGAGGCAAAUGACAAAAGAAUACAGAGCUUGGAAAAACAACUGAGGUUAAGCAAGAAAGCUUUUAAUCAGCAGUUGGCUGUUGAGAACCGGAAGACAUUUGCAGCUCAAACAGCUACAAAGACUCUGCAAAUAGAAGUAAAACGACUUCAUCAAAAACUUAAGGAGAAAGCUCGAGAGCUUGAAAUUAAAAAUAUCUAUACUAAUCGAAUACUUAAAAAUUUACAUGACACAGAUGAUUAUCCAAAAGUUUCUUCAACAAAAUCAGUACAAGCAGAUAGGAAGAGCUUUCCACUUAUAAGUAUGAGACACCAGGAAACCCAAAAAUCAAAUGUUUCAUCUUUGACAACAAAGACUAAAAAGCCAACAGGAAACAUUGCUCAUAAAGAAAAAUCAACUGAAAUAAACUGUGAAAUUUCUCACAAUAUCAGUAAACUACCAAACCAAGAUCCUAAGAAAAAGCAUGAAGACUUGUCCAAAGAAGAGGUACGUCUAGAAAUACAAGCACCUGUGGAGAAUACUGACAAGAGAAAAAGAGAGAAAAGGGAAGCUAAAGAAAGGAAAAUCAUUUUAACUAUAGAAGAACAAGUCCUACCACCAAAAAAUAUUCCAGUAAUUCAUCCUGAAGAGGAAAGCAAUCAGGAAGAUGACUUAGUAAAAGAAAAAUGUGAGAGCGUACCAGUUAAUGACCUGGGUGAGCUAGCCGACAAGUAUGCUGUUCCAAAUGUCAAGCUACACUUACGACAAAGAAAGCAUUACUCAUUCACAGAAACGAUUGAAAACUUGCAUCAUGGACUUCCUACUUCAAGUGGUUCAGCCAGUGCAGGCAUCACAAGAAGCAAUCACAGUACCUGCAGACAGCGUGGUGAUACAGAACUGAAACUAGAACAUUCAGCUGGUGGGUACGAACCUUCUUUUGGUAAGUCCUCCAGAACAAAAGCAAAAAGCACAACUUUCAGAGAUAAGAAAAGCAGCCUAAUGGAAGAACUCUUUGGAUCAGGCUAUGUCUUAAAAGAUGACCAAAUAAGUCCAGUUGUUAUGAAAGGACCAGCUGAGACUGUGAAAAGUGAAAAGCUAUGCCAACUACCUCGCAGUCAGGUCUCUGCCAGCAAUGCUUUUGGAGACUCUAAAGUAACUGUGGUAAAUCCUAUUACGCCAUCUUCACCUACAGAAGGGAAAAGAAAAAUAAUUCUUUAA